Molecule: messenger RNA, 551 nt
Organism: Mercurialis annua (annual mercury)
Lineage: Eukaryota; Viridiplantae; Streptophyta; Magnoliopsida; Malpighiales; Euphorbiaceae
Exons: 2
Coding region: 41-412 (123 amino acids)
Biological process (GO): nucleoside triphosphate catabolic process
Molecular function (GO): nucleoside triphosphate diphosphatase activity
Source: RefSeq, a predicted model, not a curated record
AAAAUGAGACAAAUUAAAACUUAUAGAAAGAAAAAAAGAGAUGGGGAGUUCAUAUGAGCAUGCAAGAAAAGCUAAGGAUGUUUCUCUUAAUGAACUUAGAGAUAGGGUUGCUGAAUUUGCUGAAGUUAGAGGAUGGGAUCAAUACCAUAGCCCUAGAAAUCUCCUUCUAGCACUUGUAGGAGAGGUGGGGGAGCUAUCGGAGAUAUUCCAAUGGAAAGGAGAGGUUGAAAAAGGGCUACCAAAUUGGAGUUGUGGUGAUAAGGAGCAUUUAGAGGAAGAAUUGUCUGAUGUUUUGCUCUAUCUGGUUCGUCUAGCUCAUGUGUGUGGACUUGAUCUUGGCCAAGCUGCAUUGUCGAAGAUUGUUAAAAAUGGUAGGAAAUAUCCUGUUGCUCCUGCUAAUUAUUCAACUUGAUCCCAUCACCUACUGUACUACUACAAAUAUGUAUGUAUUGAUGUUUUGCAGCCUCUUUCUCUAGGCAUUAUCUCUAGUUCGAUCGCGUUUCCAUGUUUUUCUCUUUCAAAUAAAAAAAGUUUUAGGAUCUGUUUAGUUC